Molecule: messenger RNA, 1300 nt
Organism: Equus quagga
Lineage: Eukaryota; Metazoa; Chordata; Mammalia; Perissodactyla; Equidae
Product: leucine-rich repeat-containing protein 74B-like
Molecular function (GO): protein binding
Source: RefSeq, a predicted model, not a curated record
AUGAGGGGUCCCCGCAAGAGGUCUGUGGGGAGGGAAGAGCGGGAGGAAGAGGCGGCGGCCGCUGGGCGACCUGCAGGGGUCCCGGAGGCCGAGGGGGAUUUCGAUGCCGGUUUGGACUCCGACCUUCAGACAGGAGGCACCGUGGGCUUGGAGAGCUGGUCAAAGGACACCAUCUCCUUGAGGUCCACCGGGGCCCACACCAUCGUGCCUGCCUCCUGCUUUCUAUGCCAGGGAAGUGCCCCAGAGCUGAACCUGAGACACUGUGGCCUGGGGCCUCAGGGGGCCCAGGCUCUGGCUUCCACGCUGACCUCCAAUCCCUGUGUCAAGUGGCUGGACCUUCGGGACACUGGGCUGUGUGAGGCUGGCACAGAGGCCCUGGCAGGUGCCCUGAGCAGAAGCAGCAGCAUCUAUGAUGUGGACCUGUCGGAGAACCAGCUGGGAGCAGUGGGCGCCCAGGCUGUGUGUGCCGCCCUCACGGUGACCCCAGCCAUGCAGAGGGUACAGCUGGCAGGGAACGGCCUGGAGGAGCAGGCAGCCCAGUACCUUGCUGAGCUCCUGCUGGCCCCCACGGGCCUGAAACCCCUGGACCUGAGCUACAGCGAGCUGAGUGACCAAGCAGGGUGGACACUUGGACCAGCCCUGGCAGAAAACACAGGACUCACCGAGCUUGACAUGAGCUGGAAUCACCUUCGAGGCCCAGGAGCCAUGGCCUUUGCCAGGGGACUGGAGGCAAACAUCUUCCUGAGAGUCCUGGACAUCUCAUACAAUGGCCUUGGAGAUCCUGGAGACUUUGUGGUGGGUGAGGCACUUAAGACCAACAAUGUAUUUGAGGAACUUGACAUGAGCAACAACCGAUCUGGAGUGGGAGCCCUGAGCCCGGGCCAGGGCAUCCAGGUCAACCAGACACUGAGGACUCCUCUGCUCUCAGUGUCCUGCGUGUGUUUCUUAGGUGUCUGCUUUGGUGUUCUCCAGUCUGUGCAGGGGGACCCAGUGUCUGCCCUGGAACUGCUGGAUUUCUCUGAUGUCCAGGUGAGCAGAGAGUUUGAUGACCUCGCUAGCUCAGUGAAGGUCACUCUUCCAAGGCUUUGCAGAAAGACUGCUGCCCGCAGAGUGGAGCACAGAACAGAGUUGCUGCCAGCCUUCAGCCCGUCCCCACCAGCGUCUGCCCCUAAAUGACCGUGCAGUGUGGCUUCCUCAUCUCCCAUCGGCCACUUCAACUUCCAUGUGGAAGGUUCUGGACCUCACCAUGCCUUGUUACCACCUGAGUCUGCACUGAGUCCCCAUGUCAACUAGGGGAGAA